AUCAGGUACCGCGAGAUGACGAUGGACGUGAGCAAGACGGAGCCGAGCAAAAAUGGGGCUCCUCAACAGGAGUGCGCAGGAUGUGGAAAACCAAUUACAGAGAGAUACCUCCUGAAAGCCCUAGACAUGUUCUGGCACGAAGACUGCUUGAAAUGCGGCUGCUGCGACUGCAGACUCGGUGAAGUAGGCUCAACCCUCUACACAAAAGCCAAUCUGAUCCUCUGUAAGCGCGAUUACCUCAGAUUGUUCGGCAACACUGGAUAUUGCGCUGCUUGCUCCAAAGUUAUUCCGGCGUUUGAAAUGGUCAUGAGGGCUAGGGCCAAUGUCUAUCAUCUCGAGUGCUUCGCUUGUCAACAGUGUAAUCACAGAUUUUGCGUGGGCGACAGAUUCUAUUUAUGCGAAAAUAAAAUUCUCUGCGAGUACGAUUACGAGGAGCGACUGGUAUUCGCAAACAUGGCACUCCAUCCCCCGCCAACGGCAACUCUGGCUCACAUAAAGCGUCAGGUGACGCAUCUCCAGCCCCAGAACGUAGCUGGGGCUCAGGCGAGACAAACAAAUGGCGAUGUUGGUCAUAACCACAAUGGGUAUCAGCCAGCAGCCACCUCCGCCGGUGCCCAUAACGCUCUAAAUCCCAUGAAUAAUUUAAACGGCAUCAACGCACAGGCUACGUACGACACCAAAUGACAGUCGAAGUAGGAGAAAUUUUUCUAUCUGAACGCCGGUGAAUCGAUUCCUUCGCGAAAGAAGGAAAAA
Molecule: messenger RNA, 753 nt
Organism: Diachasma alloeum
Lineage: Eukaryota; Metazoa; Arthropoda; Insecta; Hymenoptera; Braconidae
Product: LIM domain only protein 3
Exons: 5
Coding region: 16-684 (222 amino acids)
Biological process (GO): positive regulation of transcription by RNA polymerase II
Cellular component (GO): nucleus
Molecular function (GO): transcription coactivator activity; DNA-binding transcription factor binding
Source: RefSeq, a predicted model, not a curated record